AUGGAAACAUCAUCGACAACCACAAAGGACGACCGAUGCGAUACACCCAUAAGCAGCGUCUACGGCGGAGCCUCGGGCAGAGUAACCUCCCUGCAGCCAAUAAUAAUCGACCCCAACAGCUGCCCCAGCGAAGGCCGCCUAUUCAUCAUCCGCGACCCAAACACAGAACUUGUCAUCGGCCUGAAUGAAGGCAUCCUCACUCUGGUCCCAGAGCGCAACGGCUACGUCUGUGGUAUUUACUGGUUAUGCGUCGAAUCUGAGAACAUGUGGCUCGGAUUCCGCAAUGCAAUCUCUGGUACUUAUAUCGGGCAUGAUAACAAGAGGAAAUUCAUUGCGGAUAAGAAGUGGCAUCGCGGUCAUGAGUCGUUUUGUGUUCGGCAGCAUCCGGAUGGAGGUCAUGUUAUGCUGGUGAGGUGGAGUAAUGAUGGGUUCUUACCUAUGCGGGUGGAGGGUAGGACGGAGUUGGUGGUUAGUACUAGGAAGCAUGCAGGGACGGCCUGGGAAUUUAUUCAGGUUGAACAUUCUGUUUGA
Penicillium antarcticum is the source of this 531-nucleotide messenger RNA. RefSeq lists its product as uncharacterized. The transcript has a single exon. The coding region runs from base 1 to 531 and encodes 176 amino acids. The record is from RefSeq and is a predicted model, not a curated record. Lineage: Eukaryota; Fungi; Ascomycota; Eurotiomycetes; Eurotiales; Aspergillaceae.